This is a messenger RNA of Drosophila rhopaloa, 1373 nucleotides long. Its product is annotated as osteopetrosis-associated transmembrane protein 1. The transcript is spliced from 4 exons. Bases 28 to 1044 code for a protein of 338 amino acids. Gene Ontology annotation, cellular component: cytosol. NCBI's taxonomy places the organism in Eukaryota, Metazoa, Arthropoda, Insecta, Diptera, Drosophilidae. The record is from RefSeq and is a predicted model, not a curated record.
GGGAGUCGAAUCCAAAACAAACCAAACAUGCAGAGUUAUUUUGUUUUCGUAGGGCUGUUCUUAACCCUCUGUUGCCGGGUUAACCUGUUGCUGGCCCUAAACAACAAGAUCUGCGACAAGCUGGUGGGCGAAUUGGGCGAUGGCCAGAGCAAGUUCAUCUACUGCGCCACCACAAAAGCGGUGCCCGUGAAUCUCUGCAUCGGAUGCGCGGAACUCUAUAAGAAUCUCACCAAGGAUUACGAGAACCUCAUCGCGGAUGCCAACUGCUCAAAGAAGUACCUGAACUCGGACAGGAUCAACAUAGUGGCCACCACCCAGGGAAUCCUCACCAGCAUGUGGCAAAAGGCGAACUGCGACAAUUGCUUCAGGGAUGAUUAUUGGUCCAAGUACGACAAUAGAUCCAUCGAUUUAAGGGAUUGCUUGGAAAAGUUUAAGUCCGAUGAGGUCUGCUUGGCUUGUAAACCAUUUUAUCUUGAUUUGAACCAGUUCUACCAUGAAAUGGAAUCUAAUGUCGGUGGAAAAGUGUGUUUUGAUCUGCAGGAUAAUAUGAACCGCACGCGACUGAACUGGUCCAAAACCCUGAAUUGUUGUCAACGCGAAGUUAAGCUGACAAACUUCCUGAUUGCCGUGGGAGUAGUUGUCCUGCUGCCCAUUUUCACCUUCUACUUCACCGCAAUUGUGGUGACCAAACGGCGAGAGGCCAACCACGGUUUGCUCAACGAGGAGGAACCCGAGUUGGACGCUCCUUCUACUUCGACGCUGAUCACGGCUGCAGUGCUGUCGACUCCAUCCACAGAUCCUGCUGUAAUCUCAGCCCAAACGGAAAAAAUAGCCAACGUUUUAAGCGGAGCUGAAGCUCGACUUUCGGACGAUUCCGAUCUGGAUGAACCCGUUUUGAAGCCAAAAGUAGUGACCACAGCUCGUCCAUACGCUGAAUUGGACUCCUCCAGCGAUGAUGAGCCGCCAUUGAGACCAAAAGCAUUGGCUGGCCCAGAAUCCGAAUCCAGUGAUGAUGAACAUCUGGGAAAGGUCAAACGAGCGUAACCAACCAGACAGAAAGUCUAUUGAGGGGAAAUCCCCCCGUUUUUAUGCAAGAAUGAAUAUUUUUAAAUGGCAUGGAGGAGGCAUGACAUCAUAGGAACAUGGCAAGUAACACUAUAAGCUUAAAAGUUCUUCAAAUAUGAUAAUAACACUGCAGAAAGUUAUUAUUUGAUUCCUAAUACUUGUCAGCUUAGCAUUUGUUCGAUAUAUAAAAGCCACUAUAUUUUAGGAAAAGUUUUCUCUAGCUUGAAAUAUAAGAUAUUUUUGUAUAACAAAUGUAUAGCCAUGUAUGUGAUAUCACAAUAAAAAACCAAACCUUUAUAUAUUUAUAA